CAUCAUCUCCACAAACAACUCCCCUCCACUUCCAAGUUUCAUCGUUGGAAAAAUACAUCACAAAUUAAGAGAAUUUUCUUUUCACUUGUAUCACUAAGAGAAGAACAUGGCCGAGAAGAACCAACAGGUUUAUCCUUUGGCACCAGCAAAUGGUUACACAAGAAGCGAUGCAGAGUCUUUGGAAACCGCUGAUGAGCUGAAGCGCAAGAAGAGAAUCAAAUUGGCCAUUUAUAUUGGCAUUUUCAUUGUGUUUCAGAUCAUGGUCAUAACCGCGAUGAGUUUCACUGUCAUGAAAGUAAAAACCCCAAAGGUUCGGCUAGGCAACAUCAACGUGCAAGACCUCAACUCCGUCCCAGCAACACCUUCAUUCGACACUAAAUUCACAACACAAAUCAGAGUCAAAAACACAAAUUUUGGUCCAUACAAGUAUGAUGCAGGCAUUGUCACGUUUUUGUACCAAGGCGCGACUGUUGGGCAAGUUUCUAUUCCCAAGAGCAAGGCUGGAAUGUUUUCCACCAAAAAAAUCAAUGUCGAGGUGAACUUGAGUUCAAGUGCAUUGAGCGGUACCAACCUUGGCAGUGAAAUGAGCAACGGGGUGUUGACUCUCAACAGCGCAGCUAAGUUAACAGGAAAAGUUGAAUUGAUGCUUAUAAUGAAGAAGAAGAAGUCUUCCACCAUGGACUGCACCAUGGCGUUUGAUUUGUCAUCCAAGACGCUCAAAAGUUUGCAGUGCAAGUGAUUACCUGCGACAUCAAUACUUGUACUUGAUUUGUUAAUUUUUUAAUUCGUUCUCUUUGUUACUUGCAUUUUGUUGGAGAACUAUAUAUUAGAUUUCUCUAUAAUUUUAAGCCAAUGAGGCCCCGGGCCUGAUUUGUUA
Messenger RNA from Pyrus x bretschneideri (Chinese white pear), 877 nucleotides. RefSeq lists its product as uncharacterized. The transcript has a single exon. Lineage: Eukaryota; Viridiplantae; Streptophyta; Magnoliopsida; Rosales; Rosaceae. The record is from RefSeq and is a predicted model, not a curated record. The coding region runs from base 107 to 739 and encodes 210 amino acids.